AGAGAGGAGAGAUAGUCUUGAAACACAGCGAAUCGAAAGGAGAGAUAGAUAAAGGUUGCAAGUCAACAGAUUACGUGUGGGAAUCGAAAGGAACCCUAACAAUUCAAGUCUCUCUAAUUUAUAUAAUACUAAUUUCCUCCAAUCCCCAGAAAACCAUAAUCAUUUCCUUUCCUUGUCUGAGAUCAAUCGCAGUGAGAAUUCCGCCAUGGCCAAAAGCUCGUUCAAGCUUGAACAUACUCUGGAAAGGAGGCAAGCAGAAGCUAGUCGUAUCAGGGAGAAGUAUCCUGACAGAAUUCCGGUGAUUGUGGAGAAGGCUGCAAGGAGUGACAUUCCUGACAUUGAUAAGAAGAAAUACCUUGUCCCUGCCGAUCUCAAUGUUGGGCAAUUUGUUUAUGUUGUUCGGAAGAGGAUCAAGCUCGGUGCAGAAAAGGCUAUAUUUAUCUUUGUCAAUAACACACUCCCUCCUAAUGCUGCUCUGAUGUCUACAAUUUAUGACGAGAACAAGGACGAGGAUGGAUUUCUUUACUUGACCUACAGCGGAGAGAAUGUCUUCGGUUCCUUUUAAGAGCAAGAAUGAUUGUAAAUAGAACCGAGCAAAUGUAAAUUCUUGGCAUUAGAAUUUCAAAGUAUGUUAAUGAAUGGUUUAACUCCAGUUAUCUGUUUUAUCUCACGGUCGGAAAUCAGAAUUGGGUUUUUAUUUUUA
This is a messenger RNA of Pyrus x bretschneideri (Chinese white pear), 703 nucleotides long. Its product is annotated as autophagy-related protein 8C. The record is from RefSeq and is a predicted model, not a curated record. The transcript is spliced from 7 exons. NCBI's taxonomy places the organism in Eukaryota, Viridiplantae, Streptophyta, Magnoliopsida, Rosales, Rosaceae. The coding region runs from base 206 to 565 and encodes 119 amino acids. Gene Ontology annotation, biological process: cellular response to nitrogen starvation.